Messenger RNA from Dicentrarchus labrax (European seabass), 1688 nucleotides. It is a transcript of the gene gpx9, whose product is annotated as glutathione peroxidase 9. Gene Ontology annotation, biological process: response to oxidative stress. Gene Ontology annotation, molecular function: glutathione peroxidase activity. NCBI's taxonomy places the organism in Eukaryota, Metazoa, Chordata, Actinopteri, Moronidae. The record is from RefSeq and is a predicted model, not a curated record. The transcript is spliced from 5 exons.
UGCUGCCUUGUAGGCUAUUUUCCCCUUUUUAUUAUCUUUAUAAACCAUGAAGUUGCCAAAUAACGCGCCACAGGACUUGCUAACUAAAACAACUACCACCAACCUUUAAGAGAGAGAAACUGUUAUCGUUUUCUACAAAAAUUAUGCUGCUUAGCCUAAAUGUUGAAGACGUCCUAUUUAGGUCUAAUAGGAUGGACGCGUUUACGAGGAACAACUGAACGCAGCAGUUGUAAUUUUCCGGGUUUACGUCAAAGAUCACGUUUAAGGCAAUUGACAUAUAUGUUUGCUGUAUAUAAAAUAACUCUUUUAAAAGUUCCAUAGAGACCUCUUUUACUUUUAUUAUCAUGCAUUUGCCAGCAUUGGUUGGUUUAAUGAUGAUAUUUUAAAAUUGCCCUACUAACAAAACAAUGUUAACCGCUUAUGAAUCAAAUAACUGGUCACAAAGUAGCCUAUGUAACCUACUGUGUAUAUUACUCUGUGCAGUAACUUUUAGACUUUGAUUUCAGACUAUGGAACAAAUUAUCUCAUAAUUAAACAGCUAUUAUCACAAACAAAAAAAAUAGUAGUAUAGUACUUAUACUUUUAAAAAGAGGAAACUGUGCAUACAAAAUAAGUGUUCCACUGCAGAUCCAUAAUGUUUAUUUUUAAUAUUUAAUUUCCUAAUGCCAAUUAGCUGUCACCAUAUUAGCUUUUAUUUUAUUUUUUUCGUGGAAUACAUGUUGAACAAAUGACCAUUCUGCCAGCUCACCUCUGCCCAGGAGAACAAUGAAGUCAGUCAUGCUGAACAAUUGCUGAGCCAUGAGUUAUAUUUCAGUGAAUGAGAUGAGCCAACAGGAUAGCUGGGUGAAUACUCACUCUUGACUGACUACAAUCCCAUAUACAAGCUACAGAACAAGCAUGGCGAAUAAAUCUAUCUAUGAUUUCUGUGCUGAGACCUUGGAUGGACAGCAGGUUCCGCUCAGUAACUUCAGGGGUAAGGUGCUUCUCAUCAUCAACGUUGCCACCUUCUGAGGGUCGACAAUAGAGGAGUACCAUCGACUGAAUGCACUGAUGGAAAUGUUCGGCGACCUCAAUUUUACUGUUCUUGGAUUCUCCUGCAACCAGUUUGGUCUUCAGUCACCUGAGGUGAAUCAUGAAACCCUCAAUGUUCUUAAGUAUGUGAGACCUGGUGGGGGGUUUGUGCCAAAGUUUCCUGUUUUUGGCAAGGUUGAGGUGAAUGGAUUAAAUGAAGAUCCUCUUUUCACCUAUCUGAAGGAAUCUUUGCCAUUUGUGAACCCUGUUAUUGGAGAUAUAAAGAAAUUCUACUGGUCCCCAAUCAAAGUCAAUGACAUUCGCUGGAAUUUUGAAAAGUUCCUAAUCACUGCAGAUGGCAUGCCCUUCAAAAGGUAUGAACUUCACUGCCCCAUUGGGAAAGUGGAGAAGGACAUAGCAGAACUUCUCUGAUGGAUUUUUCUUCAAUUUGUCACCGGUGGCAGAGUGACGAUCCCCCAGUAAAUGCACCUGUGCACCUGAGCUGGAUCUGAUGGGAAGAGGAACAGGCCUCAGGGCUUCAGUGCAUUCACUCUGAGAUAUUGGUUCCCUUCAGCCACUGGAUGAGUUUUCAUGUCUCCGUCACACUCUUCUCUAUUUUGAUGGUGUCUGCUACUCAAAAAUAAAUAAAAACAUUAAUAAAAACACUAUGAAAUAAA